Molecule: messenger RNA, 666 nt
Organism: Pseudogymnoascus verrucosus
Lineage: Eukaryota; Fungi; Ascomycota; Leotiomycetes; Thelebolales; Thelebolaceae
Exons: 2
Coding region: 145-489 (114 amino acids)
Source: RefSeq, a predicted model, not a curated record
GUACAGUAUAAGGCACGAGCCCUCCCGUCUCCCGCAUAAAUCAUAAACCACACGCAACAUAUUCCUCACGCGUCUUCAAUCCCACUGCAUCAUCAAACCCCUAAACACCAAGCAACCAACCAGCCAAAUCAACAAACCGCAGCCAUGAAACUCGUCAUCCUCGCCGCCCUUCUCUCCGCCCUCCAACUCACCGCCCUCGCCGACUCAACAAUAACAUGCUCCACCUGCCCAUCAUCCACCCCCGCAGCCCCAGACAUCGUGACGCGCACUGAUGCCCCAGUGACGCCCUGCUCGGCGGCUGUGCUGACUGCUGUGUCUGAUUCUUCGACUGGGGGAGCGGGCGGGAGUGGUGGAGGUACGGGAGGAGGAGCGAAUGCGACCGGGACUGGGGGUGCGCAGCCGACGCCGAGCCCUAAUGUUGGGGGGAGGGUGAUGGGGAGUGCGGGGGGGGCCGUGGUGUUGGGUGUUGUUGUUGCGUUUGUGUUGUGAGAUGGCGAGUGACGGGAAAUAGGAGUGAGGUGGUGAGAGUGCUGAAUACAGAGUGGAUGGGUGUGAUAUCUGGUAGGAGGGUUAAUUAAUGGCUUGUUGAGAAAGGGGCUUCGUGUGUAGGGGUGUAAUAUACCAUUAAAUUCCAUCCAUAGCGUAGCAAUACGCAGACUCCAUGCU